UUUGUAGUUAAAAAAAUUGGCUGAAUUCACAAAAAAUUGAUUUGUACAUUUAGUCUGUGUAAAGUAAGACCUCGUGAUUAUUUUUUUUUUCUGAAAAUGUCGAAUUUUGGACCAUGGGCAUUUUUAACCGCUGGUGUAGUUGGUCUUGUUACAGCAGCUUCUGUUUUAAUUAUAGAUUAUUUCAAACAAGAAAAGCGCAGGAUGAUUAUGUCCCAAGAAUAUAAUAAAUUGUCAGCGGAACUUGCUCAUUUAAGACAGGAAUUAGAUUUAUUGAGGGAACAACAACUAAACAGAAAAUCACAAAAUGGUGGAGUUAUUCGUCGACGUCGAGCCAAAACAAAUGAAACUGCAUCAUCUGUUGGAACAGAAAGUGAUGCAUAUAUAAGUGCGGUUGGAACGGAUUACGAAAGUGAUGAAUUCUAUGAUUUGAGUAGUGACGAGGAAAACGAUUUUGAUGUGAAUAAAUCAAAAUAUAGCGAAUUAGAAAAGAUGUUGGUGGAAUUGGAUCGAAAACUUGAUGGCGAUGAAGAUGACGUGAGAAGUGCUUUAAGAACACUACGUGACUUAUUUACACAGUAUCCAGAGCACACGGGAGUUUAUUGGCGAUUUGCCAAAGCUUGUCACCGUUUAUCGGAAUGCAUUAGUGAUACCAAAGAAAAAUGGAAGUUAAUUGACGAAGGCCUUGAAUAUUGUGAUCGUGCGUUAAAUCAUGAUAAAAGCGCCCAUGCACAUAAAUGGUAUGCCAUAUUAAUUGGUAGUCGAUCCACCUUACAAACAAGUACCAAAGAAAAAAUUAACGAUGGCCAUACAUUUAAAGAACAUUUAGAUAAAGCAUUAAAAAUCGACCCAAAAGACUGGACACUUCAUUACUUAUAUGGUAGAUUUCAAUUUGAGGUUGCUGGUUUAAGUUGGCUAGAGAGGACAGCUGCAUCAACUUUAUUCGCAGAACCACCACAAGGCUCAUAUGAAGAAGCUAUUAAUAGUUUUCAUGAAGCUGAAAAUCUUUCCCCAAAUCCAUGGAAAGAAAAUAGGUUAUUAUUAGGGAAAAGUUAUUUAGCACUUUCAAAUUAUCAACAAGCUGUCAAAUGGUUAAGGAAUGCAAGAGACGCUCCAACAGUUUCCUUAUCUGAUAAAAUUGCAGAUGAAGAAAUCAAUAAGCUUUUAGACAAAUAUGAAUCGUAUAGUAUUUAAAAUAAUUUAUUUUUGAUAAAUAACUUUAGAUAUUUAAUUUAAUUAUUUGCAUUUAAUUUUUAAUGAAGAUGCAUCAGAUAGCAGCAGCAAAUCCUUUAAUUUAAGUAUAAAAAAACACAGGAAUCGACUUUUAUUGGAUGCUUAGAGAUAUAUUUAUUUUUUCAUUUGAAGUUAAAAUAAUUAUGGAGCAGGGAUUUAUUAGGAUUUUUGAGUGUAUAUGUGUGAUUGUGGUUUCUAUGAAAUAUGUAAUAAAAGUACUGACGUCAAUUUUUGAUUAGCCAUUGUACCCAAAAAUAAAGAAAAUGUGAUGGAGUAAA
This is a messenger RNA of Chrysoperla carnea, 1508 nucleotides long. RefSeq names its product regulator of microtubule dynamics protein 1-like. The transcript is spliced from 7 exons. Gene Ontology annotation, cellular component: spindle microtubule; cytoplasm; mitotic spindle pole. Gene Ontology annotation, molecular function: microtubule binding. Bases 97 to 1191 code for a protein of 364 amino acids. The record is from RefSeq and is a predicted model, not a curated record. NCBI's taxonomy places the organism in Eukaryota, Metazoa, Arthropoda, Insecta, Neuroptera, Chrysopidae.